Messenger RNA from Cercospora beticola, 964 nucleotides. The record is from RefSeq and is a predicted model, not a curated record. NCBI's taxonomy places the organism in Eukaryota, Fungi, Ascomycota, Dothideomycetes, Mycosphaerellales, Mycosphaerellaceae.
CGUGCGGCUUGGCAAACGGCCCUCGCUGAACCUCGUCGUCAGUCGUCCUCUCCUCCUCACACACCACACCCAACGACACACCCACCGCAAUACCGUCGCAAUGGCCCGUCGUCCAGCUCGCUGCUACCGCUACUGCAAGAACAAGCCGUACCCAAAGUCGCGCUUCAACCGUGGUGUGCCAGACCCAAAGAUUCGAAUCUUCGACCUUGGCCGCAAGCGUGCAAACGUCGACGAUUUCCCAACCUGCGUCCACCUCGUCUCCAACGAGUAUGAACAGCUGAGCUCCGAGGCUCUCGAAGCCGCCCGUAUUUGCGCCAACAAGUACAUGGUCAAGACCGCCGGAAAGGAAGGUUUCCACCUCCGUGUCCGUGCCCACCCAUACCACGUCGUCCGCAUCAACAAGAUGUUGUCGUGCGCCGGAGCCGAUAGACUCCAAACUGGAAUGCGUGGUGCUUUCGGAAAGCCAAACGGCACCGUCGCCCGUGUCAACAUCGGCCAGAUUCUCCUCUCGAUCCGCACUCGUGACUCUCACCGCCCAACCGCCAUCGAGGCCCUCCGCCGCUCGCAGUACAAGUUCCCAGGUCGCCAAAAGAUCAUCGUCUCCAAGAAGUGGGGUUUCACUCCUCUCGACCGCGCCGAGUACAUCGAGAAGCGCAAGGCUGGUGCCAUCCGUGUCGACGGUGCUUACGUCCAGUUCCUCAGCAACCACGGCCCAAUCGAGUACAACAUGCGCCGAUUCCCAGACGCUUUCCAGCAAGAGGCAUAGAUGGAUGUUUCCUGGAGGGUUUUUGGGCUUGACGUGAGGCAUAGAUGAUGAAAUAGACAUGAUGAAAAGGCCAUCCUACGGGACAGGCCUAAAAGGGCAUCCCGCGGCAGGAGUUUUAGUGCCGGGAAUGGAUGCACUUGGGUUUUUAUGAACAGUCUACAUCAUGCCGAAUGGAAUCGAGUUGUGAAAGAGCAGAUU